Cucurbita moschata (crookneck pumpkin) is the source of this 926-nucleotide messenger RNA. RefSeq names its product 40S ribosomal protein S14-2-like. Bases 127 to 585 code for a protein of 152 amino acids. Lineage: Eukaryota; Viridiplantae; Streptophyta; Magnoliopsida; Cucurbitales; Cucurbitaceae. The transcript is spliced from 6 exons. Gene Ontology annotation, cellular component: ribosome; cytosolic small ribosomal subunit. Gene Ontology annotation, molecular function: small ribosomal subunit rRNA binding; mRNA 5'-UTR binding; structural constituent of ribosome. Gene Ontology annotation, biological process: ribosomal small subunit assembly; translation; maturation of SSU-rRNA from tricistronic rRNA transcript (SSU-rRNA, 5.8S rRNA, LSU-rRNA). The record is from RefSeq and is a predicted model, not a curated record.
UAAUUCUCCCUCCAUAUAAAUUUUGGCCGACCGUCGUGCUGUUCUUCUCGCACGGACUUCUGCAGGCGGCAAAUUCUCGCUAGAGCUCCUCAAGGCGGAAGCUACUUCGCUCAUCUUUUGGUAAACAUGUCUGGCUCAAGGAGGAAGACCAGGGAACCCAAGGAAGAAACUGUGACUCUUGGACCAGCUGUGAGGGAGGGCGAGCAUGUGUUUGGCGUGGCUCACAUUUUUGCCUCAUUUAACGAUACAUUUAUUCAUGUGACUGAUCUUUCUGGAAGGGAAACCCUUGUCCGCAUUACAGGUGGUAUGAAGGUGAAAGCUGACAGGGAUGAGUCCUCCCCAUACGCAGCUAUGCUUGCAGCACAGGAUGUUUCUCAGAGAUGCAAGGAACUUGGUAUCACUGCCCUUCACAUUAAACUGCGUGCUACUGGAGGAAACAAGACUAAAACACCUGGCCCAGGUGCCCAGUCUGCACUUCGUGCUCUUGCUCGUUCUGGAAUGCGAAUUGGUCGCAUAGAGGACGUGACUCCAAUUCCAACAGACAGCACUCGCAGAAAGGGUGGAAGAAGAGGAAGAAGGCUGUAAGCUUGCUCCUCCAGGAUUCCUCCUGGUAUGGCUGUGUCAGUGGUUUCUUUAUGGUUCUGAUGCUCCUCCAUAAUCUACCACCUGCCUUAGAUUUUCAGAACUCCACCAUGUUUUUUAUUAUUGUUUUGUCAGGGAUGUUUUAUCUUCGAUUUUGUUUUAUGUAGAACGGAAACCGUGGGAGAGUAAUUUUUGGCUUUAGUUAAACGAAUCAACACAAUUCCCUCUGGUCUUAUUAGUGACUGAAAACAGUGAUCGAUGUUGCCCAACUGCCAUGAAAUAUUUUAUUAAACGUAUUGUUAAGUUGAUUUAUGGCUAUCUAGUCGAAUUCAAUAUUCUUGCUA